CUUCCACACUCCAGCUAGCAAAACAUCUGCUAACUAUGCUGAUGUUUCCUGUCCGACUGUGGGGGAGGUUCUAGCCAGGAUGUAAUGCUGCUCUCCUACACACAGUUCACAUGAACAUUCAGCUGCCUCUUAUUCUGCCAACAGGACGAACAUCCAGGUUUUUGUGGUGGUGCCGGGGACCCUCAAGAUGCCUUGGAACAAAGAUAAUUGUGAAGGCGCAGAUACCCUGUGAGCUGCUGGUGCUGCUUUCCUUCAUUUACGUGCUCACUUUCUGACAGAAGCAGGUUAAGUGUUCAGUUACGCAAUGGAACUAUUGAGUUAACUGCUGCUGUGCAUUAUUCGUUUGCUAAUGAGCUCCAGUGGAAACUGUUCUUUCCUCGCCUUAUGUUCACAUUACUGUAUCUUGUGAUACAGUUAUAGAAGUCACUUCCACCUUUCUCCUUCAAGCUGAACAUUCUUCAGAAGACAAGACCUUGCAUUUCCAAGGAUUAUUCUCCAUGAUAGAUGAGCAACUUUUAAGUGGUGCUGUCACAGGAGGUUUACACUGGCAUCACUGGUGUCAUUGGUGCUGGGCACCUCAGGGGAGUUCUGUGGGAACCCAAGACGAAGGCUUUCAUCCACCACAGCAACGGGUCUCAGCUAUGUAGCAGGAAUGGCAGAUGCUACAUCCAGAAGCCAGACGUCCCAAGGAAAUAACAACUUCCACCUAAAAAUAUGAAGGCUUUAAAUUCAGGACUUGAAAAAUUAUUUUCCACUAAAGUGCCACAUACUCCACUAUAGACAUUACAAUUGAAGACUGUAUGACGACACAUGAUCUGCCGAUCCCUCCAUGGAAUGAGUUUUUUUUUUUCAGCUGACCUCAGUUUUCUGUGAUCCAUAUAGUGGAUAUAAGGAAUAAGUCCCCAUUUUCUCAGUGUUAUGGAUUGUUCAGCCAUCAAGCUCUUGCAUAAUGUUCCUUCUACUUUACGAGGCACAUUAGAUAUUUUUCAAAGUAUUAGGUCCAUCAGGAGCCAAAGUCAUCGUUGGCAUAUCUCAGCCUAUUCAUGAGUAAAAUACAAGAGGGGAAAGAUUUUUAAAACUUCCCGGAAUCAUAGAGGAGGACUAUUCCUGCUGCUACGAUGCACUGUAUUCGCUGGCAGUACCGAUUUUCGCACAAGAGACGGACCAUGUGGAUUCCACCGCUGCUCUGUGCAGUUGCCUUCUUGAUCCUUUUCAUCUAUUUCUGCCCAGACUACUCAAAUCCUGUGAAUCCUGUGGAUGAAUUUGAUAAAAAUGUAUGCACGUGUGGACUGUGCAAGCCAAAGCCUCUAAGGACUCCAUGGUUUGAGCAACAUUUCAAUGGCUCUAUUGAGCCUUUAUUAGUAAGAAAGGAUCAGGUCCUACCCGACCAUGUUCUCAAAUGGUGGCUGAAACUCCAAGGAUUAAACAAUGCAAGUCAGAUCCCAUGGGUACUAGAGCAACUGUUUAAAGUUAUUCCAAGUGGGAACCCAUAUGAAGAACAGUACAACAGGCCGUGCCGAAGCUGUGCCGUUGUGGGGAAUUCUGGUAAUCUCAGAUCAUCUCGUCAUGGAGAAAAAAUUGAUUCGCACAGUUUCGUUAUCAGAAUGAAUGGGGCUCGCACCUCUGGCUUUGAGGCGGAUGUUGGCUCCAGAACGACCCACCAUUUUAUGUACCCAGAAAGUGCCAUGCACCUUCCAUAUGGAGUUCACUUAGUCCUGGUCCCUUUCAAACUCCAAGACCUAAGGUGGAUUACUAGUGCACUUUCAACUGGAGAGAUAAAGUUUACAUACACCCGAGUGAAGAGGUUCAUUCAGGCAGAUAAAGAUAAGGUAUUAAUAUUUAACCCAGCCUUUUUUAAAUACAUCCAUGAUAACUGGACCAAUCAUCAUGGAAAGUAUCCAUCUACUGGAAUGCUGGCGCUCUUUUUCGCAUUACAUAUAUGUGAUGAGAUAUCAGUAUUUGGUUUCGGUGCAGACCAAAAAGGAAAUUGGCACCACUACUGGGAAAACAACCGAUUUGCAGGCGCUUUCAGAUGGACUGGCGUUCACAAUGCAGAAUUUGAGUCAAAACUGAUAGCGGCGUUAGCCCAGGAAGGAAGACUGAAAUUCUACAGAUAACGCACUUUGUUCUGCAUUCAUAAAAAGAUCAUGUUUUCUACUUUGUUAAUAUAAAAAAACUCCUGCUGUA
This is a messenger RNA of Bufo gargarizans (Asiatic toad), 2187 nucleotides long. Its product is annotated as CMP-N-acetylneuraminate-beta-galactosamide-alpha-2,3-sialyltransferase 2-like. Lineage: Eukaryota; Metazoa; Chordata; Amphibia; Anura; Bufonidae. Gene Ontology annotation, molecular function: beta-galactoside (CMP) alpha-2,3-sialyltransferase activity. The record is from RefSeq and is a predicted model, not a curated record. The coding region runs from base 1119 to 2117 and encodes 332 amino acids. The transcript has 9 exons.